AGGGCUCAUAGCGCAGAUUCAGACUACACACAAGCAGCUCUCAGGACUUCUGAAGUCUCAAGCUCCUAGUAUUGUGACGCUGUCUAUUUCGAGGAGUUGUAUUUUUCUUACAACCGAGACUAUGCAUCCCAGAAACGUGAGGCUGUUUAUCAUCGGUCUCCUCUGCAUUACUCAUCCCUCUCUCCAGCAGUCCUCCAACAAAAAGAAGAAAGAUGGGUCUAAUUCAGUAGCAAUUGAGGAGCUGAAGAAGCAGGUUGAUAACAUUGUGAUUGAGCUGAACUUGCUGAAGGAACAACAAGCCUUACAGACAGUCUGUCUGAAGGGCAUCAAGGUCCCCGGCAAGUGCUUCUUAUCGGACGCCACAAAGAAGAACUUCCACGCCGCCAACGAAGCCUGCAUGGCCAAGGGAGGGGUCCUCAGCACUCCGCUGUCGGGAGCGGAGAACGACAAACUUCACGAGUACGCCCGGCAGACCGUCGGGGCAGAGGAGCACAUCUGGCUGGGCAUCAACGACAUGGUCACCGAGGGAAUUUGGCUGGACCAGGGCGGCAACGCGCUGCGCUUUAAAAACUGGGAGAUGGAGAUCACCCACCAACCGGACGGGGGGCGCUCCCACAACUGCGCCACCCUAUCCCACACCACCGGGAGAUGGUUUGACGAGAGCUGUCGGGCUGAAAGAGCCUUUGUGUGCGAAUUUAAUAUAGUGUGACCUUACUAGGCCACCUCGGUUCACUGACUUAACCACCGCAAGUUCAUACAGUAUAUUAUCAGUAUCGGUGCAUUGAGAAUAUGUAGAGUUCAAGCAUGGUAUAUUGUUGGUUAAAACUAUACUAUACUACUACAGUAUUUUGCUUCACCUUUAUUUGAUUUUGAAGAAUAAAGAUUGGAUAAGCGAUCAAGCAUAAGAGUGCUCCAACAGAUGAAAUGUUACAUGCCUGUGUGGGUGAUGGAGACUAGUAUUAUAUGAGGGGGUGCAGAACUAGACUUGUGAAGAAAGCUGUUGAUGAGCAGGCCACCGAAUAAAGAGUAAUCACUAUUAUGCAUCAUGUGGGAAACAGAAGGAUCUGUCUGCAUGCAAUUUCUUUAUUAUUUUAAAGAAAAAACAAAUGUUUAACAAACCAUAUGUUGUCUUGAAUGAUGUAAGUAACAUUUUCAAUAAAACCGCAACACAGCAUGGAA
This is a messenger RNA of Alosa sapidissima (American shad), 1179 nucleotides long. It is a transcript of the gene clec3ba, whose product is annotated as C-type lectin domain family 3, member Ba. NCBI's taxonomy places the organism in Eukaryota, Metazoa, Chordata, Actinopteri, Clupeiformes, Clupeidae. The transcript has 3 exons. The record is from RefSeq and is a predicted model, not a curated record. Bases 122 to 709 code for a protein of 195 amino acids.